This is a messenger RNA of Momordica charantia (bitter melon), 884 nucleotides long. Its product is annotated as protein BUNDLE SHEATH DEFECTIVE 2, chloroplastic. Gene Ontology annotation, cellular component: chloroplast stroma; protein folding chaperone complex. Gene Ontology annotation, molecular function: protein folding chaperone. The record is from RefSeq and is a predicted model, not a curated record. NCBI's taxonomy places the organism in Eukaryota, Viridiplantae, Streptophyta, Magnoliopsida, Cucurbitales, Cucurbitaceae.
CAUCAUUCGCCACCAACUAAACCACACACCGGACGAUCACUCACUGCAGAAGCAGAACGAAAGCUCAUCAGAAAACUUCUGAAUUUCGCUCCCGAAGAACAAAUUCGAAUCUCAAACCCCAUUUUAAUGGCAUAUUCUAUAUGUUCUUCCACACCCAUUUGCUCCUUCAAUGCCUCGGGCAAGCCCAAGCCUGGGGUUUUUGUUCGCAAUUUAGUGUCUCGGAAGGCUUUUCAGACAAAUGAGGCGUUUCAAAGAACAAACCCCAUUAGGAUUCUGUCUUUUGAGGUCAAGGCUUCAGGUGGUUCAGAUAGUAACCAACCCACCACAAAAUACAAAAGCAUACUUUGCCCUGAUUGCGAGGGAAAUGGUGCUGUUAAUUGUUCUCAGUGUAAAGGAACAGGAGUUAAUUCAGAGGAUCACUUCAAUGGACGGUUUAAAGCUGGUGGCUUAUGCUGGCUGUGCAGAGGCAAAAGGGACAUCCUGUGUGGGGGCUGUAAUGGAGCUGGCUUUGUGGGUGGAUUUAUGAGUACAGCUGAUAGUUAGUACUGUUAACUAUGAGUUAUCUUCAGCUGCAUCAGAAAAAGGAGUGUUUUCCAACCAAUUUUUAGUCUAUCUGAGAUGAAAAAAGCAUAUUAGUUUCAGUAAUUUUUUAUAAUGGGUUAAUUUCCAGGUCAGUAGUUGAACAUUCUGAAUGUUCUUCUGUUAUUUGCUAUUUAUUUUGUUGCAUCCUUUGAAGAUUUGAGAACUUUGAGAUGUAAUAUGUGACUAUACUAUGGCAUGACUUUAAGUUUUUAACCUGACCCGGUUAAAGUAUAUAUCUUUGACCAAAAUGUUAGAGGUUUGAAUCUUCACUCCUACAUGCCACAUGUUAUUGAACGAAUAAA